GUAUACUUUCGUCUUGAAUAACCAAUGGACGGCUGGUCUAUGGCGGAGGGUACCAUCCCUAACGCGAGUAUGAACAUCACCAUGACGUCUCUGUCGUCGAUGACAAUGGGAGUUGAACAGCUCCAAGAGAAGUUUCUUCGCUGUAACAACUGCAACAUGGACUAUGACUCGGACGAUCAGCACCCUCGGCUUUUGCCGUGCCUACACACACUUUGCUACAAGUGUGUCAAGGCCAAGGUUGAGAACAAGAAAAUUGUAUGUCCUAAAUGCAGAGUAGAGCACAAGGCAAGCUCGACCGACUUGAAAGAGUUUACCCGUGAUGACACCAGGGAAGAUUUAAUGGAUUUUGUCCGUGUGCAGAAAGGGCCGUCUGGAGUGACCUGUCAGUCGUGUGGUGAGGACAGCCCAGCCUCUCACAGAUGCCAAGACUGCGGCGAGUUCCUGUGCAGUAAGUGUAGGGAUGCUCACAAGAGAACAAAUGUGACAAAGAAUCAUGAGCUUAUCACCAUGGACGACCUGAAGAAAGAGAAGACCAUGGGUGCAUUUAGUCACCCUCAGAAAUGCCCUCAACAUAAUGAGAAAUUGAACCUGUACUGCUCCAAAACAGAAUGUCAGAAGCCAGUCUGCUACAUCUGUGUCUUUUGUGACCAUAAAGACCAAGAUGGGCACAAGAUAAGUGGCACUGAUGACAUCAGCAUCAAAAAGAAACAAGACAUAAGUAAAGAAAUGGACAACCUUAAGAAAACCGAGGACCGUGUGAGCAGCAUCAUCAGAGAGGUUGACUUAGAGACGACAGCCGUGGGCGAGAAAGGUCGCGAGAUAGAAAUGCAGAUUGAUGCAGCCUUUGAUGGAUACAUAAAGACUUUGGAGAAACGUCGAGAGGAACUAAAGAACAAAGUUGAGAGCCACGUAGAACAAAAGACAAUGACUCUUGACAACCAGAUGAGUACCCUAACUGCCCAUAGGACUCAAAUAGAGGAAGCCAUUUACUUCUCCGAUCAAGCUUUGGCCUACAAAAAUUCGUCAGCCCUUCUCCAGAUAGAAAAGACAAUUAUCAAGCGCAUGAGAGCACUCAAUCAACACCCCUUCGAUAAGAUGCCACACGAAACAGCUGCUUUAGGGUUUUCAAACAAAGGUCUACACACAGAGAUACAGAAAAACAUCAUCUCCAUGGCAUCUGUUUGGGCCUCAUCCAUUUACCCACCACGCACACAGAUAGAAAUUGAAGGAGAUGCCAUUGAGAAUGAGGUCGCAACCUUCUUUGUUUUUACAGCAACCUACAAGGGAGAAAAGUCGGAUGACAGAAUGGGAGAUAUCUCCGCACGUGUUAAAGGACCGAAAGGAAUAGUGAAUAAGGCUCGGGUAGACGAUCGAAUGUUCGGAUCAGAUGAGCGAUUCCGUGUCAGCUAUAUCCCAUUCGAAUCUGGAGACCAUGUACUGGAAAUCCGUGUUGCUGAUCGUCCGAUUGGAACACAUCCAUUCCAAGUCAUUGCAAACACAGAUGAAAGCAUCUCCAACAUUCCAGAAGCCAUCCUGCAGAAAGCACAACGACCCGAGUUUUCUUUUGAUCGUGCACGUGCCCAUAGAGAUGUGACGGUCUCGCCUGACGGGAAGACAUUCCUGAACGCUGCAGCAACUGUUGAACCUUCUGGCCCUAAACACCUACAGAAAUACAAGGGUGCUAUAAGCACCGUCCCGAUACAAGCCCCGGGCAGCCAUUAUUAUGAGCUCAAUGUCCGAUACAAGAUUCGCAGGCCACUUGAGAAAUGCAAUCUUGUAUUUGAGAUUGGCUUGGCACGUGGUGAAGUUGUUGAUAAUCGUCACCAUGUUGAAGGGCAGAACUUUGCCUGGUCGUUGAUUGGUGCUCACCACAGCGAAUGUGACGAGAUCUGCCUUCACAUUGCUCACGGUAGCCAGUGUAUCUUCCAUGACAGCCUGUCAAAGAAUGAAUCUGGAGCUACAAUGAGUCGUAAUUUUGGGUUCAUGGUGGAUACGGAUAAACAAGAAUGGAAGAUCUUUGACUGUGAAAAAGGUGAGCAGAUUUGUGUUAUUGAUGCAGUGGAUGGUUCGGAGCCUCUUUACCCUGUCGUCGCCGGUUACAAUCCCUUCCAGGUUGAGGUCACCAUGAACCUGCGUACAGGAGUGUCCAUCAACCAGGAGAAGGGCACCAAGAAAUGAUGGGACAUUUUAAAAUUUCUGACCAAGACUGACAAGUCAUUGGAUCCAGGACUUGAUUCUUAAUAAUCAGAAUGUAGAUAAAAUGUUAUUAGAUUUAAAAACACAAAAUAGUUUAUAUAGACUAAAUAUCGUAAAAGUGUACUUAGCAUGUACGAUAAUUUUGUUUGUGAUAUUUUCUGAUCAAUAAUUUUUUAAGGGAAUCACAAAGUUAAAACUGUCACUACAAAGGAACUUAUAUUUCUAGUGUUGAAUGAAUGGUACAUCACCAUAUGAGGUCCAAAGAACUGCUCCCUGCUACUUUUAGGUCACUUAAGACAAAGUCUCAUGUGACCUAUUAUAAUCGCCUUUUCUCCAUCGGCAUACAUCGUCCGUCUGUAAACAAUUCACAUUUUCCACUCCUUCUCCAAAACUGCUGAGCCAAAUUCAAUGAAAUUUGGCAGGAAGCUUCGAUGGUCAAAGGUCAACCAAAAUUGUGCCUGAGGGGCAGGACCAAAAAGGAUCAAAUAGACUAAAUUUUCAUACAUCUUUUCAAACCCUGGCAAAUAAAGUAGAAUCAAAUACUCUUCAUAGAUGGAAGAGUCUUAAGGUGCUUUACCAAAAUUGUGAAUUUCAAGACCCUUGGGUCUCAUGUUUGCCCCUGAGGAGGGGGAAAAAUUAACUAUAUUAUAUUUCGACUAUCAUGUGUCUGAUUUCUACUGGAAUUCAUUCUUACUUUGUUAACAUUAUCAGCAUGGGUUACAGCUUGAUGGUAUGUACAGGUUGGCUCUGACUGACCUUGGGGCCAUAAAGGGUCAAAUUCAAUGAAACAUUUCAAAGCUCAGGUGACUGUUUAGGCCCAUAGGCCUCUUGUAAUAGUUUAAAUAUCUUAUCCUUUCACCAAAAUUUCCCAGUUUUCCAGUAAUUUUUUCACACCCCCAGACUAGACAAUGUAGUUGUAAUAAUACUCUAGAUGUCUUAUCAUUAGCACAGUCAGAAUAGAAGAGGUUGUUCUCUGUCACUCUGCGGCAUUAUACAAGAGCUCACUUCAUGUCUUUGUGAAGCGAGUUCCACCUAGGGGAGAUAACUUCCUAAUUUUCACUACAAUAUUUCAGUCUUCGUCAUAAUUAAAAGGGCAUUGUGACAAGCCUUUUCUUACAAUUAAUCAAGAUUCCUUUUAUUAAAAAGAUUUUUUUUUUUUUUUUUAAUUUUUUUUUGUAACUGAACACUUUUACAGUUUAUAACCAGUGGAUAUAUACAGCAGCCAUACAGUAUAUUUGUGUUUAUAACCAGUGGAUAUAUACAGCAGCCAUACAGUAUAUUUGUAUUGUUUUCUUCUUAAAUUGUGUCUAUUGACAAGAAAAGAACAGAGCACACCUAAUUUUAUUGAUAGCUUGAAAGUCUUCUUGUAUAUUAUAAACACCCAUUUCGCCUGUCUGAGGAAGGUGAUGAGAAUACAUGUCAUUAUGUAUAAACGUAUAACUAGACAUGCUGUAAGACACCAACUGGUUUAAUCAAUUGGAUCCUGUUUGAAAAUUUAUUUACAUCAUUCAAUGCAGAUGGUAUAAAAAUCAGUUUAUAUAUUUAUAGCGACAUGUCAUUGCUUGCCUGAUACAGUGUAAUCAUUUAUGGGACCAAUUUUAAUUUUGUGAUAUUAUAUACACCUGCCUGAGACCAGUCACAUAGCACAUUAUUGACUGAUAUAUGUCCAAAGUAAUGGUGUUUGCCAGAGUUCUUUCCCCUUGAAAGUCAUAUUCCCUUCAGCUACAUGUUGGAAAUGAUUAAUCUACAAAAAACCCCCCAAAAAACCCCAAAAAAACAAAAACAAAAACAAAACUAGACAUUGAUAUCCCCCUCUAACUUUAGAUUGUACUAUUUUGAGAAGAAUUAGUAUAAUGCCUUAUUAUUGAGAAUAUCUCUUGACCAAUGAAGAUAAUUGAUCAAUUAUGGUCAAAACAAAUCACUUAAAACCAUUUUUAAUACAUAUUUGUACAGUAUUGAUCAUAAUAUUAGUAAUGAAUACAAUCAGAAACAGGCAGAUUAUUUAAGUAUAUUAAUCAAAUUUGUAUUAAAUCUGUGUGUUUUUUUAGAGUGUUGUGUGAUAUAACCACACCGGAGUCGGAUACUUAAACAUUUUUAAAGUUUGUAUUCAAAUGUAUUUUUGUGUAUCCUCAGAAUUCCAACUGUUGCAUUCAACCUCUGUGAAUAACUAUCGUGUUCACAUGACCUCUGUCAAUACGAGAUAACUAUCGUGGUCGCAUGACCUCUGUGAAUAUGAGAUAACUAUCGUGUUCGCAUGACCUCUGUGAAAACUAGAUAACUAUCGUGGUCGCAUGACCUCUGUGAAAACUAGAUAACUAUCGUGGUCGCAUGACCUCUGUCAAUAUGAGAUAACUAUCGUGUUCGCAUGACCUCUGUGAAAACUAGAUAGCUAUCGUGGUCGCAUGACCUCUGUGAAAACUAGAUAACUAUCGUGUUCACAUGACCUCUGUGAAUACGAGAUAACUAUCGUGGUCGCAUGACCUCUGUGAAAACUAGAUAACUAUCGUGGUCGCAUGACCUCUGUGAAAACUAGAUAACUAUCGUGUUCGCAUGACCUCUGUGAAUACGAGAUAACUAUCGUGGUCGCAUGACCUCUGUGAAAACUAGAUAACUAUCGUGUUCGCAUGACCUCUGUGAAUACGAGAUAACUAUCGUGGUCGCAUGACCUCUGUGAAAACUAGAUAACUAUCGUGGUCGCAUGACCUCUGUGAAUACAAUAACUUGCAUUCAAAUAUGAUAUCUCUAAGACGAGAUAAAUAUCAAGGCACUUGAUACUGUAACUCUUGGAUUCUGAAGAUGUAUUUCCAUAGUGAUUAGAAGUCACCUUAGAUUUGGUUAUUAUACCAUUGAGACAUUUAUAAAUGAUGUAUGCUUGCAGCUUUACUGUAUUACUAAGCUCUAAAGGUAUUGGUUUUAAAUAUUAAUAUUAUAUAUUACUGAUGUGGCUUGAACUUGUAAAAUUAAGAAGAAAAAGAUGAACUAAUGACAUCUUCUGUGCAUUACGAUUAGAAUGACAGCUAGGCCAUGUGUACUCGUGUUGUGAUUUUUGUGCUUUGAAUUUAAUGCUUUACAUUGUAAGAGGCAACUGAAUUAAAUAAAAAAGAUAAAUGGUA
Messenger RNA from Pecten maximus, 5309 nucleotides. Its product is annotated as tripartite motif-containing protein 45-like. Gene Ontology annotation, molecular function: zinc ion binding; protein binding. NCBI's taxonomy places the organism in Eukaryota, Metazoa, Mollusca, Bivalvia, Pectinida, Pectinidae. The record is from RefSeq and is a predicted model, not a curated record.